CUAUGCUUGGCCAGGUAGGCAGGCACCGUAGGAUGUUGCGGACCUGCAUCGUGACCGUCGGUCUCUCACCGACCAUCGAAGAUACCACUUAAUUCAUAGCUGCGAUCGACGUUUUCCCAGAGCUAAGUUUAGAGCCUUAGACCACGUGAAGGAUGGAUGAACGGCAAUGGCCGACAAUGACAGACUUCAGGGAUUUCAUGGCUUGAUGUUGCCUGACCAGUCGCUGCUUUAGUAAAGUCGCCUGACUGCUGAUUUCUGGCGGGAGAUUUUCAACGCGGGACGGACAUAUUAUCGCACCGUCCUGGUUUCCAUCGUCCUAGUUCACGAGGUCUGCGCGUUCCAACAUAGAUUUGGCUUCCGCCAUGGGUCGAGCUUCCGCUAAUGUGUUGCGCCCAUGGGGCCACCUCGACGUCGGCAAGCUCGAGGUUCAAUUUCAAUCGCAGGCCCCCCCGCCCUCCCCCUCUAUGCCUUCCCGCACCCCCGAGCCUGCCAACGAGCCUCCCCCCCACACCGCCUUCUCUUCGCUCUGGGCCAUACCGGGCCUCGCAGCAGCAGCUUCCGCCGCAGCAGGCGCUGUAGCGGGGGCAGCGGCGGGGGUUUCCACCCAGCUCGGGGACGCAUGGGGCCCCGGAGGCGGGCGACAGCAGCUGAGCGCGGGGAGCACCCGCGCGGGCAGCUCCGGCGGCGGCGCAGCUGCGGGGGGCGGAAGCGGCGGGUUCGGCGGAUACAGCAGCGGAUACGGUGGGGGGGCGGAGCGGGUGUUGGGGGAGCGGAUAGCGCUGAGCAGCUGGCUGGAGGACGAGGAUAUGCACGUGGCGGUGACGGAGAACGCGGAGAUGAUGGCGCUGGGCAGAGGCGCCACGCUCAUCGUCUUCGACGGCCUGCCGCUGCCCGACGGCCGGCCUCGCCCCGGGUGUCACCUGGACCCAGUGGUGAUAGUGCCGGCCUGUGAGCCGGACGACACCAUAACCGCCCUCGAGUGGCUGGUCUUUUCCUCCUUUGGCCCGCGCCCCGUGCCCACGCCCCCCGGCCGCCCGCCCGGGUGCUUCUACUGUGUUGCCGUGGGCACUGCUGCGGGGUUCGUGCUCAUUUAUGCUGACUCGGGCGCGCUGCUCCUCAAACAGAUGGUGCACACGGAGCCGGUGGUGCGGGUGCGAGUGCGGGCAGUGGAGUCAGGCAUGGUGCGCAACGACGGCACUCAGGAGCUCUGUGUCGUCACGCGCAACGCCACCCUCAUCAUCGCAUGCACUCAGCUGCAGGCGUUGCUGCGGCAGCGAGUAUUACAAGUGGACGACACCCUCUCCCUGCACAACCCCCGCGGCCUCGCCUCCCGUCUCGCGUACCUCUCGCACGCGCGCCGCCCCCCGCCCACACGUGACGAGGAGGCGCUCAAGGCCUUUGCGGUGCCGCUCAAGAAGUGGCGCACCGGCAGGGCCGGCACGCAGUGGAGCGACGGCGCCGUUGCCGGCCUCUUCCCUGCUCCGCUCUUCCAAACCCAGGCCCCCAAGCAGUCCCUGUGCAUCGUCACUGUUGGCGUCCACCCCACCAUUGCUGCAUUCGCUGCCACGGAGCAGGGAGGCUGGGUGCAGCUCGCAUCAUCCUUCGCCACCAACGUGCGCACUAGAGCCAAGUCCGCCGCCCUCUCCCUCACCCGAAGCCUCGGCCGCGGCCCCCGCCGCAUGCUCUCCAAAACCCUCUCCUCUUCCCAAGACCCCUCCAACCCCUCCUCCGAGCCCCUCUCUGACUCCUCCGCUCCUCCCUCCGCCUUCUCCCCGGGUUCCGCAUCCCCCACUUCCCGCUCCUCCUCCCUCUCCACCUUCUCCCCCACCUCCUCCUUCUCCUCCUCGCAUGCGGAUGACGACGCGCCACACUUCUCCCGCCCGGCGCCGCCCGAAGCAGUGGAGGCGGGCCAGGCGAUGGCGGUUGUGGCGGGGUUCAAGGACCACGUGCGGCAUGCGCAGAGGCUGGCCGUGGCGCCCAGCGGCACGCUCAUGGCGCUGGCGGACAACCUGGGGCGCGUGCUGCUGCUGGACACACAGAUCUUUGGGGUCGUGCGCAUGUGGAAGGGCUACCGCGAUGCGGAGCUGGCGUUUCUGGAGGUGCCGAUCAUGGGCGGCACUAUGACGUCCAUGGCAGCAGCGUCGCCCAACGUGCACCUGCUCAUGCUGCGCCCACGCCAGCUCGCCAUGUGCCUCGCCAUCUUCGCCCCCAAGCGGGAAGUCAUCGAGAUUUGGCAAAUGGUGGGAGGUCCCCGUGUUGCCCUAAUCCGCUGCCCAGCCAACAGCCGGCUCCUACAACCGUCCCCUGUGAUCGGUGCCGCACACACCACGGUUCCCCCCAUGGCUCCCCUGGACCCUAUUCGGCAGCAGCAGCAGCUGCAGCUGAUGGAGCAGCAGCACAUUCUGCAGCACCCGGGGCAGCACCCGCGUGUGCGCAAGCAGCAGCUGCUCCUGCAGCAGCAGCUUCUGCGGCAGCAGCAGCAACAGCAGCAGCUGCUGCUAGAGAGCACGGGGAUGGGAGUAGUGGGUGCCGCUGGUGUGGCAGCAGGGGCAGGGGAGGGAGGGGGGCAGGGGGGGUCGGUGUUACCAGAGGCGUUACAGGUGGCGAGGCACAGGGCGUUUGUGCUGGAUGGGGCUACAGGGUACUUGUCUGAGAUCCUCCCCGCCAUCUCCAUCACCCCUCCCAGCAGGGCGGCGGCAUCAGACUCGUCCCGGCCGCACGACUCCCUGACCGAGGCGGACGUGUUCCAGCGCCUGUGCGACCUGCUGAAGCUCAAGCGCAACGCCCGCGCCGCUGCACAGGAGGCCGUGGAGCUGCUGCGGUGGAAGGCGGAGGAGGAGGAGCGCAGGGGCGCGGAGGAGCAGGGCGUGUACGAGUACGACGAGGGGUACAGGGAGCAGAUGCGCAUGAGGGGGCUCGGGGAGGGGGAGGGAUGGGGAUGCGCAGCAGCAGGAGGAGGAAGAUCUGGUGCUGCUGCUGCUUGGCGCUCUAUCUUCCCCCGUGCGCAAACUGCAGGUGCUGGACCUGCUAGUGGCCACGCGCGCCUCUCUCUCCGCGUACUGCCACCUGGCAGUGCUAGAGGACGUCUUAGCCGCAGUGGAAGAAGCCAUCGACUACAACCAGGGCAUCGCACGCGGGGGUAACAUCCCCGGCAUGGGCCCCCCCCGCCCCCCCGCCCUCCAAACGCCCCUCCAGGGCUCACCAUACGACCCAUCGUCUGGCCGCUACAACCCAUCCAUGCCCCCUGCUCAUGCACCCAUGGGUGGUCCUUA
Messenger RNA from Closterium sp. NIES-67, 3272 nucleotides. NCBI's taxonomy places the organism in Eukaryota, Viridiplantae, Streptophyta, Zygnematophyceae, Desmidiales, Closteriaceae. The record is from the annotation of a GenBank genome assembly.